AUGUGUUACACAGCCGGAAGCCUCUGGAUGGCGGCAUUCAAGUUGCCAAUGUGGCUGAUUUCAGACAUUUACAUCUGUGCAUCCACAAGACUGUUCGAAGAGCCAUGUACUCCUGUGGCUGGUUUGUUCAAUUUGUCUGGGACGCCGGAGUUUGUCCCAUGGUUCAACCUGGGUAAUAUUGGCGAUGUUCUUCAGGCUCUGGGACUUGACUCUGUAACGAAAGUGACGAGGCCCCGUCACUUCAAUUGGAAGGACGCUGGUACCCGAGGCGUCGAGCUUUCCAAAGAUUGA
Molecule: messenger RNA, 291 nt
Organism: Uncinocarpus reesii 1704
Lineage: Eukaryota; Fungi; Ascomycota; Eurotiomycetes; Onygenales; Onygenaceae
Exons: 1
Coding region: 1-291 (96 amino acids)
Source: RefSeq, a predicted model, not a curated record